Aplysia californica (California sea hare) is the source of this 3484-nucleotide messenger RNA. RefSeq names its product PAX-interacting protein 1. Gene Ontology annotation, cellular component: MLL3/4 complex. The record is from RefSeq and is a predicted model, not a curated record. Lineage: Eukaryota; Metazoa; Mollusca; Gastropoda; Aplysiida; Aplysiidae.
CAGUGUAAACACAUGCUGGAGGAGUACAUUGACUUCUGACUUCUCACGAUCACAGUGCUUUCUUUUCAAGGCAAGCUGGAGGUGUCUCUGUCUGCUGACGACACCCCAUCCUUACCUUACACACUGUCCCCGCUGGCCACAUUCAUUAAUCAGUUUCAGCGAUUUCUCUCGUGUCGUAUGUUGCCAGAAGCUGUAUGAAUGGAUACUCCAAACCCAAACAAUGCUGAAAGCAAGACUGAAGCUCAAGAUAUUUUCAAAGGGGUCACCUACUAUAUUGUUGGAGACAUCAGUUCCAAGGUGACCCAACUGUUGGACAGAUAUGGAGCCAAGCGUGAUUCCUAUCUCAGCGAGAUGGUUAGCCAUGUUAUUGCUGACACUAUGUCGGAUGACUACUCUGAGGCUAAAGAAUUGUUUGAGUUGCCGAUUGUUGCAAGUGACUGGGUCGUGUUGUCAGUGUACUGUGGGGUGCAACUCCCGAAAGAGGCUUUUGCUUUAGAAGGGAGGAUUUUUUCCGACAUUGUUGCUUGCCCGUUUGAGCUGUCAAAAGAAGACGCAGAAUCGCUGUGGUGCAUGAUAACGUACCAUGGUGGGAAGUGUCAGCUUCACCUGGACGAUAAAGUUACUCACUUGAUUACUGCUGCCAGUGAAGGGAAUAAAUAUGUGGCAGCACUUGACCAUUCUGAAAAGGUGAAAAUUGUCACACCCGACUGGGUCGUGGACUCCAUCACAAAAGGAGAGAGAGAAGAUGAGACUCUCUUCCACCCUCGUCUCAUCGAGUACCCCAAGCCUGAGCCAGAGCCAGAGCCAGAGCCAGAGCCAGUUGUUCCAGCAGCACCUCCAGUCGUUACUGCUGCGGAAACUCUGCCCCUCCCAGAACCCAUGGAUGUAAAUCUGGGGAAUCAGACCAUGGGCUUUUUGCCCUCUCCUGUUUCUAAGCAGCAGAUAGGAGAUGACAGAUUGGAGCUGGCUCGUCCGGAUACACCGAAUGCUAAAGAAGCCCUGGCCAGGAAGAUCACAAGCAGGAUUCAUGGCAAGAACUCCUCUGAGCCCACCACGCCCGAACGGCCGGUCCCGUCGCACUCCAUGGGCUCGCCCGGGGCAGCCAGCGGUGUGAGAAUCCCCUCUCCUGUCUCGACCAUGGCUCUUCAGCUGAGGAUGGACGGCAACAAUAUCCGCAACACCCUCCGAAACAUCACCAACCGCGCUACUCCCCCAGCCCCAGGUGUACAGCUGAGAGCGUCUGUGCCCACUGCAUCCCCAAAGAUGGUUCCAAUGGUUGGAAUGGGCAUGCCUCCCCAGGCUCGACCACCCCCGCCAGAAUAUCCCUUCCCGCCUCGGGCUGUUGCACCACCGCAGACGUCUCAGCCGGCUCCCGUCGCCUCCCACACAGCAAGCUCCACCCCCGCCCAGUCGCAAUCAGGCCCCACCUACUAUGGACAUGACCCGAAAGAAAAUGUUCCUUCAGAGUUUUGCCUUCUGGGAUGUGUGUUUUGCAUUAUUGAUUAUCACAACAUACUAGGCUCAGAUGAAAUUUCUUCAUGGAAAACGGUGAUUGAACAGUUUGGUGGGCAAGUGGAGACGUCCUAUUGUCCUCGAAUUACUCACGUUUUGUGUGCAAAUAGAAAGUCGGAUGUUUUCAAAACGGCCUUGAAGGAAGGUAAGCGAGUGGUGUCGGCGUUCUGGUUGAACGAUUGCCUGAUGCAGAAGAAAAUGUCUCCCCCGUGGCAAGCUCUUCAUCUUCCGUUGUCGUUUAAUUCAGAGAAACCGGGUUUUAAUCAGAUGAUCAGUGUCACUAAUUUUGAUGGAGAAGAAAGGAUGCGACUGAAGCAGAUGAUCAACGCUAUCGGAGCGAAGUAUACCGGCUACAUGACUCAUCACAACUCUGCCCUCAUCUGUAAAAAGCCGGGGGGCAUGAAGUUUGAAAAAGCGAAAGAAUGGAGGAUUGCGGUGGUGAAUGUGCAGUGGCUGUCUGACCUUGUCCUCGGACACAUGGACGCUCUUCGACUACCUGUUCACGUGCGCUAUCUUCAAGUUGGUCAGGGGAGAGAGUUCUACAUGGACCUUACUAGAGUUACACAUUUGAUGGGUGGAUGGAAGAGCCCAAUAAAAAUCACGAAGGAAACUUGGAAGAAGUGCAGUCCAACGGUCAUCUCUGCCUCGGGACAAGAAAACACGUGCACAAAUGGUCCCUCUCCUCCCAAGAGGCAGAAAGUGGAUUGCUCUGCCCCUGCCCCUGAAGUCGAGACAGGAGGGCCAAAGGUCAUGUUUACUCUUUACCCCAAGUCACAGGUGUCAAAGCUGGAGAAUAUUGUGAAGAUGCUGGGAGGUACGGUCGUGACCAACCCACGGCACUGUACCCAUCUGGUCUGUCCUAGCCUCGCUCGCACCAUCAAGUUUUUUGUGGCCAUCAACUGCUGCCGUCAUGUCGUCACCAGGGACUGGCUGGAGGACAGUGCGACACAGGACAGGUUUCUAGAAGAAUCGCGGUAUGCCCUCAAGGAUGAGAGAGGAGAGGCCGCUCUCGGAUGUGAUUUGUCCGAAUCUCUGCGGAGGUCGAGUGCAAAGCCGUUAUUUCAGGGUCUUACUUUUUACAUCAGCCCCAGCACAGUGCCUCCUGUCUGUGAGCUCAGCAGCAUCGUGGAGAGUGCAGGGGGGACGGUGGUGAAGAAGAGACCCGCGGCCAAGCACAUUGCAGCUUUGAUAGAUGAACAGGGGUUUCCCAAGUUUGUAGUGAUUACGUGUCUGAAUGACCUACAUUUGUGCCAAGAUUUGAGAAUGAGGAAAAUACCAAUCUUCAAUGCUGAAUUUAUCCUCACUGGAGUCAUGAGGCAGGAGGUGGAUUUCAAUGUCUUCAGAAUAGCGGCGCAGUGAAAAGAAUGUUCAGAUAACCACUCAGUGAAAAGAAUGUUCAGAUAACCACUCUGUGAAAAGAAUGUUCAGAUGACCACUCAGUGAAAAGAAUGUUCAGAAUCGCCUCUCAGCGAAAAGACACUCAUUUCAUGUGGAGAACAUCUGCUUUGGAAAAGCAUUCUGGUCCGUGAAGAGACUCCUUUGCAUUGUAUGGAGAGACACCCUGGGAAAACUCUCCACUGCAUGAAAAUACACUUUAGUAGCCUCAGUUGGAGAGACCGAAUCUCCAUGUCGAUGAUUUCAUCCUUGAAUUGGGGAGCUCCGGAUCAGCUUGUUUUAUUGGGGAGCUCUGGAUCAGCUUGUUUUAUUGGGGAACUCCGGAUCAGCUUGUUUUAUUGGGGAACUCCGGAUCAGCUUGUUUUGUUGGGGACAGAAAAAUCUUCCUGAUUUUGUCUCUUUUCCUUAUUAUUUAAUGGGAUUGAAGAGGAUAAAAAAAAAAUUAAGCUUGUUUAUUUUGCUUCAAGAGUAGGAAAUCACUAUUUAUCUGGUAUAUUAUUGUCAGAAGAUCAUCAUCAUCAUCAUCAUCCAGUGCCAGAUCUGCGACAGACAUCGGCGAUCAUGAUUUUCCGUUCAU